UUCGAUCAGUCUUUCCCCUUCAUCUCCACUGUUGUUUUCUUCUCCGACUUCGAAACCUAGCCACCGCAACCCGUUGCUCGCCUCCAUUCUUCGCUGCGUCGACGCCGCUGUUUUGCGUCCAGUUCUUCGCCGAGUCAUUUCCCUUAUCUCCAUCUCCAGAUUUUCCCCCUCCUGGGCUCUUGAAAUUUGCGCUGGAGUCUUGGCAUAUCUUUUUUGCACAGCCAUCCGACUUGUCUGUCCUCAUUAGGCUACCAUGCAGGGGAAUUCAUGUUGUGAAUCACAAAUUUGUCUUUGGAGUUUUCUUUCCUUUGCUGUGAAUCAGGAUUUUGAUUGAGAUUUGUUUGGUGGGCAACAAAUUUUUGAUAUUGGGCUAUUGGAGUUGCACUUCUUCUGUGAGUAAGAUUUGGCAGCCGUUUGGUCUUAUGUGCCAUGGCAAUUGAGAAGAACAACUUUAAGGCAUCAAGGCUUGAUUCUGAGUUUUCACCCCACAGUAGGGAGACUAUGUCUAGUGAUGAGGAUGAUCUUCAGCGGCGUAACUCAGCCGUGGAAUCUGAUGAUGAUGAUGAGUUUGAUGAUGCAGAUUCUGGGGCAGGGUCAGAUGACUUUGAUUUGCUGGAAUUGGGUGAAACUAGAGCAGAGUUUUGCCAAAUUGGCAACCAGACUUGCAGCAUCCCGUUGGAAUUAUAUGAUCUUCCAGGACUUGAAGAAAUAUUGUCAGUGGAUGUUUGGAAUGAUUGCUUGAGUGAGGAAGAGCGAUUUGAACUUGCCAAGUAUCUUCCUGACAUGGACCAAGAGGCUUUUGUUCGAACCUUAACAGAUCUGUUUACUGGUUGUAACCUCCAUUUUGGGAGUCCCAUUAAGAAGUUGUUUGAAAUGCUUAAAGGGGGCUUGUGUGAACCAAGAGUUGCACUUUACAGGGAGGGUUUGAACUUUUUCCAGAAGCGGCAGCAUUAUCAUCUACUGAGGAAGCAUCAAAACAACAUGGUUGUCAAUCUCUGUCAGGUAAGGGAUGCUUGGCUUAAUUGCAGGGGAUACAGUAUUGAAGAAAGGCUUCGUGUUUUGAACAUUAUGAGAAGUCAAAGGAGUUUGAUGUCUGAGAAGAUUGAUGAUUUGGUGGUUGGUUCAUCAGACGAAGACUCUGGUGAAGGGAUAUGGAAUAGAAAGAACAAGGAUGGGAAGAAUAUGCAGAAAAUGGGUCGUCAUUCUUCUCAUGGGGCAGGUUCUGGUUUGGAAUUUCACUCACGAGGACGAUCAGUGGGUGUGGAACCAGAAAAGUAUGGAAAGCAAAACCCGAAGGGCAUGCUUAGGUUGGCUGGAUUAAAGGCAUCUACAGCCAAGGAUCCAGCUGGUUACAUGUCUUCUGGGUACCAUGGUUUGGAUAAGAAUCCUGGGCUAAACGGUUCGACAAGUGUGUUUCCUCUGCAAAAGUCUGCGGCUUAUGAUUCGGGGUUGAUGAUGAGGAUGAGGGAUCAUAUGAGGAAUGGUGAUGCUGCUGAGGAUAUGACAUAUGAACUUGGUGUCCCGCAAGAUCGAAAUGCAUUGCGUGGCAAAAUGACGGAUAAAUCUGGUAUUAUGAGAAUGGGAAAGAGGCAUGAUCUUCUUAGAGGCGAUGAAAUGGAUAAUGACAAUAUAAUGAGUCUAUCUUUGUCCUCAAAGGCCGAUCUGCAUACUUACUCUCGGAAUGCAAACCAAUCCUCAGAUAUGAAAAUGUUCACAAAGUCAUUAUCUACCAGAGGUUCUUAUGAUUUUUCUAGAAAGGCUAAGCAUACUGAAAAUAGCCAACAAUUUGUUGAUGAUCAAAUCAAGCCUAAACUCAGGGGAUCACAGCUCCCACCUAAAGGAAGUCUUGUUGAUUCAUUAGAUCAUGAUGAAUUUUUUGGCACCAGCAAAACCCCUGGAGAUGAAUCUGCUCUGGAUUCAUCAUUUCAAUAUGAUGACUGGAAUUUGAGGAGCAAGAGGUGGAAGGCAGGGAGGGAGUCUCCUGAUCUCAGUUAUGCUGCUUAUAGAUCUUCUUCACCCCAAGUGAGUGAUAGACAUGCGCUCACUGACUUCAGAAAAAAAUCAUUGCAGGGUAAGGUUAGAGGGGCUUUUGUACAGAAUGGAGGACAAGAUAUGUUGGCUUCAAGAGGCAGGAGGAUGCUUCAUAGAGGUGAAGAAACCGAAUCAGACUCAUCAGAACAGUUGAAUGAUGAUGAGGAUGGUAAUCCAUUGUUGCAGAGCAAAUUUCCUUACUCAGUUAAUGAUGAUUCUCGCAUGACAAUUUUGAAGUCCCGCCUAGAACCCAAGGAAGCAAAGUUUGUGAAGAAAGACUUCAAGGGACAUGGGAAAGCAAAAUCCAAGAAGAUGGGUUAUUUUGGAGAGAAUUCUCUGCCUGGUGCAGAAAAUUUCAUUUCAAAGGAAAAACAGAAAGGUAAAAUGCGCCAAAGUGGCCGUUUGCAUGAUUUUGCCAAUAAACUUUUGGAAGAGAGCUAUCCCUCGAGUUCAGAGAAGCUUAAUGAUGUGAUGAUGAUUGGAGAGAAAACUACAUUGGGCAAGAAUGGGAAGGGAAGAACUGAGUUUGGUCGCUCCAUUCUCAGGUCUAAAUACUUGAAUGAUUAUAUUGGUGAUGAGGAGAAUGACUCACAUGAGGCACGGUUGGUGGUGGAUGAUAAUGGGGUUGGUCAGGGCAGAGUUAAGAAGAAAGGGAAAAAAUAUGGAUACAAGGAUGACCAAUAUGGAAAAUCUGAUGCGCAAUUUCUGGCGUGCAACUCGGUGACAAAGAAGUGGAAAAUGAAGGAUGAUGCAGCAGAUCUGGAUGGAAGAGAAGGGGAUGCCAAUCCUGUGUCUAAUUUUCAAACUGAUGAUUCAACAUCUUUCAAAAGAAAGUCAAAGAGAAAAAUGGAGAUUGAAGCAGCUAGUUCGGAUGUGGAUAUUUCUGAACUGCCCAUUGCAGAUUUGGGAACAGCAGAUACAGAGCUAGAAGCAAAACCGCAGAAAAAACCAUUUACUUUGAUUACGCCUACUGUUCAUACUGGAUUCUCAUUUUCUAUUAUACAUCUUCUUUCUGCCGUCCGUAUGGCAAUGAUUGCCCCUCUUGCAGAAGACAGUUUAGAGGUGGGAAAACCUAGAGAAGAUCAGAAUACAGCACAUGUAGGUACUGCUAAUGGUAUCCCCUCUAAUGAGAAGAUGGCCACCAAUUCUGAGCUUGCUGGCCAAGUGAAUACAUCUCUUACUGUCCAGGAAAUUGUUCACCGUGUCAGAUCUAACCCUGGUGAUCCUUGUAUUCUGGAGAUGCAAGAACCUCUGCAGGAUUUGGUCAGAGGAGUUUUGAAGAUAUUUUCCUCAAAAACAGCGCCAUUAGGAGCGAAGGGUUGGAAGGUGCUAGCAGUGUAUGAAAAAUCCACAAGAUGCUGGUCAUGGACUGGUCCAGUUCCUCAUAAUUCAUCUGAUCAUGAUUCUAUUGAGGAAGUGACAUCUCCUGAAGCUUGGGGCCUCCCUCAUAAGAUGCUUGUUAAGUUGGUUGAUUCCUUUGCCAAUUGGCUGAAAUGUGGUCAGGAAACACUUCAACAAAUAGGAAGUCUUCCUGCACCACCUUUGGAGUUGAUGCAAGUCAACCUUGAUGAGAAAGAGAGAUUUAGAGACCUCAGAGCUCAGAAGAGUCUUAACACUAUUAGCCCCAGUUCUGAGGAAGUCAGGGCUUAUUUCCGCAGGGAGGAAGUUCUUAGGUACUCAAUUCCUGACAGAGCAUUCUCUUAUACUGCAGCUGAUGGUAAAAAAUCUAUUGUUGCACCCUUGAGAAGAUGUGGUGGUAAGCCAACAUCCAAAGCCCGAGACCAUUUUAUGUUGAAACGUGAUAGACCACCGCAUGUUACUAUCCUUUGUCUGGUCAGAGAUGCAGCUGCCAGGUUGCCUGGAAGUAUUGGCACUAGAGCUGAUGUUUGCACAUUAAUUAGAGAUUCUCAAUAUAUUGUUGAAGAUGUCUCUGAUGCUCAGAUUAACCAGGUAGUUAGUGGGGCCUUGGAUCGGUUGCAUUAUGAACGUGACCCUUGUGUGCAAUUUGAUGGGGAAAGGAAGUUGUGGGUUUAUUUACAUAGAGAAAGAGAAGAAGAAGAUUUUGAGGAUGAUGGCACUUCAUCAACAAAAAAAUGGAAGAGGCAGAAAAAAGAUGCUACAGAUCAAUCUGAUCAAGGAGCAGUAACUGUUGCUUAUCAUGGGACUGGGGAGCAAAAUGGAUAUGACCUGUGCUCAGAUCUCAAUGCUGAGCCAUCGGGUAUUGAAGAUGAUAAGGGAGGAGAGCUUGUGUCUGAUGAUGUGAGGCUAAAUGUGGAGGACAAUAUUGAUACCAAUCUUGCAUCUGAACAAGGCAAUGUUGGUCAGGAUAAUUCAAUGGAUUGGGAGACAAUUGGAAUAAACACAAAUCGUGAGAGUAAAUUGCUGUGUCAAGAGAAUUCUGCAAAUGAAGAUUUUGAUGAUGAAUCCUUCGGAAGAGAGAGGUCUGUUGGACUAUCAAGUGCGAGCCUAUUAUGAAGAACUCUUAAGUCAUCAGCCUACCAGCACUGAGGAGCUCAAAUUCCCUUUUUCUACAUGUGCUUGUAAAUAUUUCAGGAUCUGGAGUAUAGUUCCUUUUGUACACCGGAGGACCGUGGAGCUGAACCUUGCACUGUAUUGCUUCACAAUAUUAUUAUUUCAUCUUGUAUAUAUGAUUCAGUUAAGAAUCUUAAGAUCGUGAUACUGCUACAAUAAGCUUGUGACUUCUAGCCGAAGAUAGAAGAGGAGAAAAUUUGAAAUACUCUCAAGUCAAAUAGCCUGGUCAGAUUUUAAGACGAGAUUUAUUAGUCAUUGGUUGAUUGAUAUUGAUAUUGUAUAUGCCCGAGAAGCAUGCCCAAAAGGAGAAAAAAAAAGAAGAAAAAAAAGAAAAAGUAAGCUGUAAUAUCAACUUGAGUUCAAGUGACAAACUUAAUUUUUUCCAACCUUACAAAA
Molecule: messenger RNA, 4959 nt
Organism: Neltuma alba
Lineage: Eukaryota; Viridiplantae; Streptophyta; Magnoliopsida; Fabales; Fabaceae
Exons: 6
Coding region: 430-4506 (1358 amino acids)
Cellular component (GO): Ino80 complex
Source: RefSeq, a predicted model, not a curated record